Paracoccidioides brasiliensis Pb18 is the source of this 702-nucleotide messenger RNA. RefSeq lists its product as uncharacterized. Bases 1 to 702 code for a protein of 233 amino acids. The transcript is spliced from 2 exons. Gene Ontology annotation, cellular component: nucleus. The record is from RefSeq and is a predicted model, not a curated record.
AUGUCCCAUCAUCAUCAUCAUCACAAUCAUAUCCAUGAUGACCAUGAUGAUCAUCAUGACCAUCAUGAGCACCAUGAGCACGACCAUUCCUCCGACAUCACGCCCGCACUACAAUCGAACCUCUACCAGCAAAUCGACUUUGAUCACAUUAUCACCUUCAACGAGGCAGAGUCCGAAUCCGGCGCGGCGAUUGUGAGAAAGACAUGGGCGCAGCGGUUGGAUGACAAACCGGAGCUGGAGAGUGACGUCGAUGAGCAAUUGCUCAUGUAUAUCCCCUUCACCGGCCAAACAAAACUGCACUCCCUCCUCCUCUACUCCCCCCCAAUCCCCUCCGCCCCCAGAACCCUCAAACUCUUCCGCAACCGCCACGACCUCGACUUCUCCACCGCCGCGGACCUAACCCCCACACAGACCCUCUCCGUCCCCCAAACGCUCACCGGCCCGGACUCAGACGUCCUUGAGAUCCCCCUUAACAGAGCGCAGUUCAACAAUACGACGUCCAUCACGCUUUUUUUUGAGGAUAACUGGAGUCAGGGAGAGGAGGAGGUGACUCGGGUUUCGUACGUGGGGUUUAAGGGGCAGCAUAUGGCGCUGAAUAGGGAGCCUGUUACGUUUUUGUAUGAGGCUGCGGCGAAUCCGAGGGAUCAUGUUGCUAUCCAGGGGGUGCAGGGAGUUGGGAGGACAAUUGGGCCCGGGAAAUGA